Molecule: messenger RNA, 1505 nt
Organism: Odobenus rosmarus divergens (Pacific walrus)
Lineage: Eukaryota; Metazoa; Chordata; Mammalia; Carnivora; Odobenidae
Gene: ACP6
Product: acid phosphatase 6, lysophosphatidic
Exons: 10
Coding region: 165-1451 (428 amino acids)
Biological process (GO): dephosphorylation
Molecular function (GO): phosphatase activity
Source: RefSeq, a predicted model, not a curated record
CACUUGGGGUCUCCGUUAGGGCCGGGAGUCGCCGCGGGUCGUUGGAUGUGCGUGCCAGCGGGUUCCCGGGAACUUGGGGGCGGCCUCUGAGACCCGGCGCGGGCAGAAAGUUUAUAUUCGCCUUCUGCAGCCUCACCCGCGAGGGCCGCCCAGCGGCUUCCACCAUGAUCAGCGGUGUGUUCAGCGUGCGCAUGUGGGGGCCCGUGGGCUUCCUGACCUCGCUGGCUUACUGCGUCCACCAGCGGCGGGCCGCCGGGGCAGAGCCGCGAAGGGCAGACGGCCAGCAUCCCGUCGACCGGAGUCGGCUGGAGUUGAAAAUGGUGCAGGUCGUGUUCCGACACGGGGCUCGGAGCCCUCUCAAGCCGCUCCCGCAGGAGGAGCAGGCAGAGUGGAAUCUCCAACUAUUAGAGGUCCCACCCCAAACUCAGUUUGAUUACACCAUCACCAAUCUAGCUGGUGGCCCGAAACCACAUUCUCCUUUCGACUCUCAAUACCAUGAGACCAAACUGAAGGGGGGCAUGUUUGCUGGACAGCUGACCAACGUGGGCAUGCAGCAGAUGUUUGCCCUGGGAGAGAGGCUGAGGAAGAACUAUGUGGAGGACAUCCCCUUUCUUUCGCCAACCUUCAAUCCGCUGGAGGUCUUUGUCCGUUCCACUAAUAUAUAUCGGAAUCUGGAGUCUACCCGGUGUUUGCUGGCUGGACUUUUCCAAUGUCAGAAAGAAGGACCCAUCAUCAUCCAUGCUGAUGAAGCAAGCUCAGAAGUCUUGUACCCCAACUACCAAAACUGCUGGAGCCUGCGGGAAAGAACCAGAGGCCGGAGGCAGGCUGCCUCUUUGCAGCCAGGAAUCUCAGAGGAUUUGCAAAAGGUGAAGGAAGGGAUGGGCGUCACCAGUAAUGAUGGAGUAGACUUCCUCAGCCUCUUUGACAAUAUGGCUGCCGAGCAGGUGCACAGCCUCCUGAGCUGCCCAACGCUGAAGAGAUUUGCACGGAUGAUUGAGCAGAGAGCAGUGGACACAGCCUUGUACGUCAUGCAGAGGGAAGACAGGGAAAGCCUUCAGAUGGCCGUAGGCCCGUUCCUUCAUAUCCUGGAGAACAACCUGCUGAAAGCUGUGGACCCUGCCACUCCACCCGGCAAGACCAGAAAGCUGUACCUCUACGCAACUCAUGAUGUGACCCUCAUGCCUCUCUUAAUCACCCUGGGGAUUUUUGACCACAAAUGGCCCCCAUUUGCUGUUGAUCUGACCAUGGAACUCUACCAGCACCGGGAAUCUAAGGAGUGGUUUGUGCAGCUCUAUUACCGCGGGGAGGAGCAGGUGCCAAAAGGUUGCCCUGACCGGCUCUGUCCACUGGACAACUUCUUAAACACCAUUUCAGUUUACACCUUGAACCCAGAAAAAUACCACACACUCUGCUCUCAAGUCCCGGUGAUGGAACUUGGAAAUGGGGAGUGACUGAUUUAUACAAACAGGAUGUGUUGGUUUUUCAAUAAAUGCCUUUACACACUG